UGCAGCGUCCUACCAAAUAACGAUCUCGUCACCCUCGCAUUUCUUACCUGUCUCCGUGAUUUUGAGUGUCGUUCCAAAUUUGAUUGUGCCAUUUUUUCUCUUAGACGAAGGAGAAUGCCAAUUUUGGGUAUGUAUUCAUGGGAGGUCCGUAUCUACUAAGUAUAGUGGACCGAUGAUUUCCAUGCCGAUAAGUUACCUGCACAAUUGUCAGACGAAGAGAUAACUUCCCUGAAGUACAUGAACCGACUAUUGGUUCAGGGGUUCUGUCCCUAUGGUUGUCCCUAAUCAGCCCUUGCACGGUAUAAAUUUGUGGAGACGAAUUUUCGCUUUGAACAGGGCUUGUGUAGGAAACACGAUGAUGACGUAUGCGACCUCAGGGGAGCCGGAUGACAUGUCGCAGAGGGUUACGCGACAUUUACAAUUCUGUUUGCCUUGCUUGAGGCACGUUUAUUGGGAAAGAUUUGGGACAGUUCUGAUACUUUGAGAGCAAAAGUAGCUGAUUCUCCAAUGUUAGCAUGAAGAGACUGUAGAAAUGGACACCUUUCAUCCAUGACGAUGGAACUUUCAGAUAAGGAAGCAGAAUCGGGUGUAUCGAACUUGUUCAUGGGAUGCAGGAGGCAACACCUAGUCGAUGAAUAAUAUGAUAAAUCGUAGUAUCCGAUGCACAGGAUGGUCAGCGUUGUCUGAAACCAAGAGGAGGAAGGGGCCACAUGAUCGAGGAGAGGUUUCGAGAGAAUGAGAUUUCUAGGACCUGACAGAAGCAGGUGUAUUUGAAAAUCUAACACAAUGACAGAAAAGAAGCCUGAGAGGGUACCUUAUUGGGAAGCCUUCCGCCUAGACAGGACUUGGCAACCUGGUCCAAAGCUCAUAACCAAGACCAAGUCGGCAUGUUUUGGCCCACAGAUAUUGUCAAAGAGGAUUACGUCGCCUUGCAUUGGAUUUGGCACGGGCAGUCGCUACGCUUUUCAAAAGAUGUUCGUCAAUAACGAAAUGGCAGCCAAAGCACCAGGGAACAACAGUCCUGGUCCUGUCUACAAGCUGAGUUCAUCAUUUGGAAAACAAACUGAAUCGCACUAUGAGUCUCAGGCUGAAGUUAAAAUUGGGACUGCAAAACGCUUUUUCAGAAGAGUGUUGGAUAAUGCGCCUGGACCUGGAGCAUACAAUCCAAGAGGAUCUGCUUUUGGUGAACAGGUAAAAUCAAAUAAAAGAUCUCCUGAAAAAACAGCCUUUACAACGGGAUCAAGGGCAGCACUAACGAAGAUGUUCGUGCACAGGGAUUUUGACAAGGAAAAGUGGGGACUAGUUUCACCGGGUCCAGAUUGUCCUCAAAAAUCUGCCUUUGGACUUCAAAAUCGAUCUGGAAAUCGAACUGCUCCAAUCGUCAACUUCACUAAAGGACUGAGAAAUGUGAGGGACAGAGGAGGAGAAUCUGCUGGACCAGGAGAAUACCCAAUAAAGGGGUCAGUUGGAAAGCAAUCUGAAUCUCAUAGGAUUACCUUACCAUCUUUCAGCUUCCCGCUGGGCACACGAGAAUCAAGGGAUAAGACAUUUAUAUCAAGAGAGCAUGAGAAAUCAAGUGUGGGACAGAUAUCAAAUGGACCUGGACAAUUUGGGCAAACGUCUUCUGUGGGUAAUCAAGUUAACUCCAAACGUACAAAUCCUCCGUUCAUCAAAUUCACGAAAGGUACUCGAUGGCAUAGAGAGGUUGAGGAUUUGCCAGGCCCGGGCGCUUAUGAUGUUUGAGAAAAAUAUUGACCACUCACUGUGCACUUCUACUCAGGACAGUGAGGUUCACAAUUUUAUUCCACCUGAUUUUUUUGCAUUCCGGCAAUUCUUUCCUCACACAACGGUAUGGGUUAACUGCUUUUACUCGCUUAAUGUUUUCUUUAUUAUCGAGCUGUUGCUUCUUGAACGGGGUGGUGUAUUACAAGGAGUCGUUUAGAAAGAAAGGUUGGAAAUCACAAUUUAAUAUUGAUACACAAAGUAAAGCUGUAGGUGUUGAAUUUUAUAUCAAAUUUAUGUUGUUGGAGACAUAAGUAUCUUUGUAAAUAACAAUUCUAGCCAUUUGUUACUUCAAAAUUUAAGUAUGAGUUAGAUCAAAAGUUUUGAAUUUUUAAGUUUGAUCAGAAGUGUUGCAAAUCAACUAAAAGAACAAUUAUUAGUUUCAUGUUAUUUAAAUCAGAAGUCUAAGACCCUUCUAAUAUUCUAAGUUUAUAUUGCAAGAAUAAUAUGUAAUUAUACAAUAUGUUAUUUCAAAUAACAACAAAUUCUAAUUUUUA
Molecule: messenger RNA, 2279 nt
Organism: Physcomitrium patens
Lineage: Eukaryota; Viridiplantae; Streptophyta; Bryopsida; Funariales; Funariaceae
Source: RefSeq, a predicted model, not a curated record